Cantharellus anzutake is the source of this 2718-nucleotide messenger RNA. Its product is annotated as DNA topoisomerase. The record is from RefSeq and is a predicted model, not a curated record. The transcript has 11 exons. Gene Ontology annotation, cellular component: nucleus. Gene Ontology annotation, molecular function: DNA binding; zinc ion binding; DNA topoisomerase type I (single strand cut, ATP-independent) activity. NCBI's taxonomy places the organism in Eukaryota, Fungi, Basidiomycota, Agaricomycetes, Cantharellales, Hydnaceae. Bases 1 to 2718 code for a protein of 905 amino acids. Gene Ontology annotation, biological process: DNA topological change.
AUGCCAGCCGACAAAGUGCUCUGUGUAGCCGAGAAACCCUCAAUAGCUCGGUCGAUAACACAGAUCCUGUCGGGAGGAACGUUCACAACUCGCGAUGGUCCAAGCAAAUUCAAUAAAAAUUUCGACUUCCCGUAUCACCCAACGAACUCGCAAUAUACCGUAACAUCCGUUUCGGGUCACAUCAUGUCCUAUGACUUCCCUGAGACGCACAGGAAGUGGCACUCAUGUGACCCAUUCACACUUUUCGAUGUACCUAUCGAAGCCAAAGUCCAGGCUGACGCGAAACCAAUUGAAACAAAUCUAAAACAGGAAUCUCGCCAUGUUGGAAUCCUUAUGAUAUGGACGGACUGCGAUCGGGAAGGAGAGAAUAUUGGAAACGAGGUCAAAGUGAUCUGCCAAAGAUCGAACCGUGGUAUUCGAGUAGUUCGAGCGCGUUUCAGCGCGAUCAUUGCUACCCAAAUACAUCAUGCGGCUCAGCACCCCGUUCAACUUGAUCAGGCACAAUCAGACGCCGUUGAAGCACGAACAAUCCUGGACUUGAGGCUGGGUGCCGCAUUCACUCGCAUGCAGACCGUUGCGCUUCAAAACGACAUUGCUGAACUGCGCGAGGCACUUGUAUCAUAUGGCAAGUACCUCUCCCGCUGCAAGUCGUCCGGUCAAUUGAAUUGUGUCGAAGGACCCUGUCAGUUUCCGACUCUUGGAUUCGUGGUCUCUAGAUAUGAGCAGGUCCAGUCCUUCGUUCCAGAAACAUUCUGGUACAUAUACAUGGACCUUAAACGGGCGGGCCCUAAUGGCGAAGGUGUCACAGAGUUUAAGUGGAAGAGGCACAGGCUCUUUGAAUUCGAGACGGCAUUCAUGUUGUAUGAAUUGGUGCUCGAGGACCCGAUGGCACAUGUGGUGAAGGUUUCAAGGAAAGAAACGAAAAAAUUCAAACCAUUUCCAUUGACUACUGUAGAGCUGCAGAAAGCGGGAUCUCGACUCUUGAAACUCUCACCAAAAAAAACUUUGGAUAUCGCUGAGGCGCUUUACCAAAGAGGCUUUCUUUCGUAUCCAAGAACCGAAACCGACCAGUACGACGACAAGUUUGACUUCAACACAUUGAUUCAGAAACAAACUGUGGAUCCUAACUGGGGAACGUUCGCCACAAAUCUCGCGGGACCCGGUCCCGGGUACGAGGUGCCACGGAAGGGGAGGAACAAUGACAAUGCGCAUCCUCCAAUCCAUCCGACCGCUCAUGCUGGUAAUCUCAAUGGAGAUGAGAAACGGGUCUAUGAAUAUAUUACUCGACGGUUCCUCGCAUGUUGUUCAAAAGACGCAAGAGGAUUUGAGACCACAGUUGAUGUGGAAUGCGCUGGGGAAGAAUUCAGUGCCACUGGGCUAGUGGUACUGGAACGCAACUACCUGGACGUAUAUCCAUACGACAAAUGGGCCGAUAAGGCACUCCCAGAAUACAGAGAAGGCGAGGAAUUCAUGCCCACCGUGUGCGAACUCAAGGAAGGCGAGACAUCUGCACCUCCCUACUUAACAGAAGCUCAACUCGUCACACUCAUGAAUAAAAAUGGGAUUGGGACUGAUGCCACUAUGGCACAGCACAUUCAGACCGUAAUUGACAGAGAAUAUGUUCUAGAACAAAAAAUUGGAGGAACAAAAUACUUACUCCCGUCGAAGCUGGGUGUCGGUCUUGUGGAAGCAUACAACAGGAUCGGAUUUGACAAAAGUUUAUCCAAGCCUCAACUACGGCGAGAGACCGAACAGAUGAUGGUCCAGGUGUGCGAAAGUAGACGAACGAAAGAGAACAUGAUACAACAGAGCCUUGAUCAAUACCGGGAAGUAUUUCUCCGUGCACGAACCAAUUUUGCGAGGGUCACUGAGACCGUCGCUGCGUUUAUACGUGGAGAAGGGGGUCAUGUUAAUGCUAACGGUGGGAAUCCUGGCGGCGGACCGGGGGACGGCGGUGGCGGUGGCGGUGGCAGGGGAGGACGCGGUGGAGGGCGCGGUGGAGGUAGAGGGAGCGGUCGCGGGUUCCCUAGAGGUGGAGGCGGGGGCUCAUCAGGUACGGACAGGGGUCAUCCUCCUGGUCCCUCUGACGACAAAGACUCAGGUCCACCGCCGCCUUCAAACCGACGAACACGAUCAGAACCUAAAAGCGCCUCAAACACUGGGAACAUAACACCGCCAAACUGUAACUGUGGCACCGUCGCUGCCGAACGCACUGUCACCAAGGAUAAUGAGAAUAAAGGGAGACAAUUUUGGACCUGUGGAACGGAUAAGAAAUGCGGAUUCUUUGAGUGGGCUGCGCAAGGUCUCUCAUCGUCUAUGAGCGGCGCCAGCGGAUCUACUGCGACUGGGGCCUCUAAACGACAGCACGUAAGCAGGUUCUUUCUAUCACCACAACUGGUCCCUGAAGGGGGGUUCAUUUGCCAUUCGCCGGGCGAACUCGAAAAGUCAACUAAUUCAGGUGCGAAGAGUGAUCUACCAAAAUGCCAAUGCAAUCUUGAAGCCGUUCAACGGACUGUGACCAAGGAGGGUCCUAAUAAAGGCAAACAAUUCUGGACGUGUCCUCAGCCUCAGGGGACUCAAUGCAAGUUCUUUGCGUGGGUUGAUGGGAAUGAUGUCGAUCAUCAUCACACGCCAGGGUCAGCGUCAAAUUCUUCGGGUCCCGCUGCAGGAGGGGGUAGUACGGAUGCGGGGAAAGAGUGUUUCAAGUGGUACGUCUAG